Messenger RNA from Toxotes jaculatrix (banded archerfish), 4825 nucleotides. RefSeq lists its product as uncharacterized. The transcript has 5 exons. NCBI's taxonomy places the organism in Eukaryota, Metazoa, Chordata, Actinopteri, Toxotidae. Gene Ontology annotation, biological process: regulation of DNA-templated transcription. The record is from RefSeq and is a predicted model, not a curated record. Bases 305 to 3964 code for a protein of 1219 amino acids. Gene Ontology annotation, molecular function: nuclear retinoic acid receptor binding.
GAAGCAAACUGUAGCCUGAAACAUUGCCAGUGCGAAAAAAAAAUCAAGUUUAUGUAGUCGAAGAAAUAAACAUGGCGACAUUACAGACAGCGUCGUCUUGUAAGUUGAAGACGGAAAUAACGAUGGAAAUAACUAGCGUGCUUUGACGUUACCAUGAGUUAACUCUUAAUGUCCAUGGCUGUUGUGUAAACACAGUGAACGUUAGCGCGUAGCAGCCUCCUGUUUCAUUAAAGCUGCUGGUUUCGUUACGUCUAGCGGCCGCGUGGGAACAUUACAAGCCAAGUUUCAGUUUUUUUCAGGAGUUAUGUAUCCCACAAGUAAAGAAAUGGAUGGACUGCACAGUGGGACUGGUGUCUUCUACCAGGCAAUGCCUGCUGUUGGAGCCGAUGGAAAGAACAUCAUGAAACUGAUUCCUGUGCAAAUGGUCAAUGGACAAUUCAUCCAAAAUCAAAUAAGCAAACCAAGAAAGGAUUAUACUCCACAGAAAGCCGUACCCAUAAAUUUUUCCUCAGCUCCUGUUCCGGUGGUAAAAAAGGCAGCUUUGAAUAAUCCUUCUGUCACUCAGCAAGUAGUCAGGAAGCAGUUUUCCUUUGUGAAUGCUUUUUCUAAUCAGUUAGGACUGGAUAUAGAAAAUUCACUAAACAAGCAUCCACCACAGCAAUACACUGAAAAUGUAAUGGCCAAAGUAGCACCCAUUACAACACCUGCAACAAACAGUGGGAAGUCAGCAAGACUUCCAUGUCAGCUUCCAGUGACAGUGAAGUCUCCAGCUCUGCCCAGAGGACAGUACCUCCAGAUUCCCCCUGAUGCACAAGUCCGAACAGUCCCAGCAUCUGAACUCGCUCCGGGUAUCAAGAAACAGAUUUUUACUUCAUCAGCCAACUCUUCUCCAGGUUCAUGUUUACCCAAUGUGGUCUACGUGUCUCCAGUCAUGACCGUGGAUCAAGGCGUUACUCCACCAUGUGAUCCUGCACUUCACUCGCUCAAGCAGCUUUCUAAGACAUCGAGUAAGACUUCAUGUGGACCCCCAGCAGAACGAUCGAAACCACUUUUAAAAUUAAUUCCAAAGGUUUCACAAAGACCCAACAGCCCCAUAAAGUGGGUGAUCGAAGAGGAGGACAGCUCGGCAGCUCCAAAUCUGAAUCCUCCUGAUUCCCCUGCUGUUACUUCAGAGAUUCUUCGAGCCGUGGCAGAUAGAGAAAAUACGAGCAAGCACUGUGACGCCAUUAAAACAAAACUUUCUCUGUCGAGUCAGAGCAAAAGUGGAGAAGCACAGGAAAACGCCUUGGUCAUGUGCAACGGGAAGGUCUUUUUUGUGGCCAAAAAAUGCAGCCUACCAUUUAAAAUGGGAAAAAGCGACUCGCCCACAGCAGCAACAAAAAGUUACAUAUUCAACAAAACCACCGGACCUUCAAGCCACCAACCUCUCAAGUCAGUCGCAGCUCAAACACAGGAGGACAUCAGAAUUAUUAUUCCCGAUGAGUCAGAUGAAGUGAUUGAUCUUUGUGACGAUGAUGCUCUGGAUGACUCGUCCCAACCAGCAGCAUCGGUUCAUACAUCAGCAGUCUCUCAUCAGGAUGACGACAAUGUCAUAUUUGUGUCAUAUAUUCCACCCAAGCCUGAGGCUGGGUCAACACACGAUUUGAGACUACAAACACAAACUGAGCAGGAAACAGAGCAGACGGGCACAAGCAGCUCAAGCAGCAUGACAGAGAAGGAGAGCCCGAAUGGUAGAACUGGUGGAGGUGUGGAUGAAGGCUCUGCUCUUGGAGGAACAAGACCUGUCCACAGCAGUUUAGACAGCACUGUCAAAAAUGUUGCACAUGUCUGUGGUUCAGCAGUGAGGAACACUCAUCAUGAUAAUGAGGGCUCAAACAUGGAGAGUCAGCAGAGCGCCUCCACCCAACAGGCGGAGGGAAUGGAAGCCGAUGUAGAAACAGAAAGUCCGGCAGGUCCCAGCUCGUCUGAGAGGAGCAGGGGGACGUGCUCUCUGAGACAGAAGGACACCCACAACAUGGAGAACAUUCCAAAUCCUGCAGCAUGUUCGACAUCUUCGCUGGCACCACAGCCGUGUCACGCGACCGACCACCUGCUGAGGCAGAUAUUUGGGAUUACAGCUGAUGUGAAAAUUAGCCUGCAGAGGAUCGAUGAAGCCUCAGCUGAGUCUGUCCCUGCAGAGCCUCUGAAGAGUGAGUCCAUACGCCCAGCGGAGGAUCAACAGGAAGCAGCCAGUGGGUUGAAAGAGAAAGAACUGGUUUUACAGGACCCUCCCAGGUCCUGUGACAAACAAAAAACUGGUAGCAUCAAUGACAAAAGAGUGGAACUGCUAAAUGAAAAGGAAACGUCAGCAGACCCUGCCACUCCAACUCCACACACACAUAUCACGCCUCUCAAAUAUGCUCUUUGCACACUGAAGACACGUCUCUCUGCUUUGCAGAACAGCUGUCGUUCAGGUCCAAGUUCAGUCGACGGCGCAUCGUGUGACGAUGAAAACGCACCAGUGACUGGCUACGUAGAACCAAUAGAUGAAGAUUUCCCCUGCACAGAUGCAAAAGAUAUCCCUGUGUCACUGGGAGCAGCUGCCCACCCACAGACUCAGACUUGCUUGGGUCUGAAUGCAAAUACAAGGAGAGUAGGACGGACGAGGAAACGCACCAUGUGUCCCUGUUGCUCCCCCGGUACUCUGGAACCCGCAGUGAAGUCCAGCACAAGGUUAGAAGAGCUGGAGAAGUGGGCAUGGAUGACAGAGCAGAUGAGUAAAAAAGGGGGGCGAACAAAGGCUCCUAGAAAAGAUGGAAAAAUCAGCUUCUGCACCCAAACUGAUCAACUCUUUAUUUGUACACAAGGAAAUACACGGAGCAUGGAUUCCACUGACAGACUGGAAAUCUACAUCCCAGUGGAGGCUGAGGUGAAAAACAUCCCUCUGUGGAGUUUACCAGGCUCAGUGCUCAGAAGAAUGGGCCUCCCUCUGUCUGACUCUGAAGGCUCCGGGAACCUCGCAGGCUCUCCAGAAGGCAUAUGGAUUUGUCCAGUAGUCACACGGAGGAAAGGGCAGAAACAGGCCUCCCACACAGGAAACGGUGCGAUAGAAAACAUGUCCUCACUGCUGGGCAGGAAGUUUCAGGCUUCACCAGGUCCCCUCCGAAUGUCUUUUGUCUCUUCCAACCAUGCUGCUUACAAGGUGCUGAAGGAUGUCGCUCCUGGGAAAACCGUCUCCACGCAAAGAUCUCACACCUCCCUGUUGCCUCAGGGCUCGGCAUCAAAAACCCACCAAGAUGCUGUCGUUAUCUACCGUGGAUCUAUUUACCUGUCCAUCAGGAAGUCCAGUCGAAGACAGAGUCAGCAAGAGACACGUGACCCACAGCCGGCUGCCCGGUCUUCCAUUUCUUCUGCAUCGUCAUCUAAAAGUCUGAAGAAGGAGAUGCAGAAGGAUAACAGGCCCAAGAAGAAAGACACCACGUGUAAUGUAACACACAGUGAAAACAAGAACGAUGUUACACACAAGGUAAGGGAUGUGUCCUCAUCUGGGACUGCUCGUUCUGUCCCUCAGUCCACUGGUAGUGUGGACAAAGUGGACAGCCACUGUCCCAGGGAUCCUAGAGGAGAGCAGGCCUCAGAGGACGCAGCAGCUCUGCAGCCAACUUGGUCUCAGCCUGAGGGGGAGCAGGAGGCGCUGACCAACAACAACCACAGCAGUGGUGGUGAAAGUGAGAUGCAGGACCUGGACGGUGAAGACGCUGAGAGCUCCAGUCAAAACCAUGACAUGGACACUAAUAUGCAAAUCGACGGUGGUGAAGUUAACCAGAGCUGCACCAGGGGAGAGGCUCUGGGUGCAGCUUAUGGCUCCACGUCACUGGGGAACGAGUUUGACUUUAAGCAGCUGGAACAAGAGGAGAAGAUCUCUCAAAUGAAGGCCAGGCUCAGACGGAGUGAAGCUGCUGUCAGCGGCUUUCCCUCCUUAUAAUGAGCGCAUUGUUCAGUGAAUGAGUUCAUCAUGUGCAUUUUUACCUCACUCAUUUAUGUAAGUUACGCAUUAAAAUCAUAAAAUAUACUACCCCAAUUUUUAUAAUGAGAGCACACCCCUUGAAGAGGGAUCGAUCACUAUCUUUCAGUGCAGGUUGGACAGUACGUUGUAUUUAAAGUCCCUGAGCCUGGAGCGAGCUGCAGAGGUCUGGUGAGCUCACUCCUUUCUAACUCCACACACACACAUUUUUCACAUUUCAAAUUUGUAGUCUUCAGACUGAUGCUGGCUCUAGUGUCCUCACUGAGGACAUUCAUCAGACCUCACACAGCUCCCUCUGGAGACACUGAAAGCCUUCAUACUACACUCGUACUUCCCAACACCUGGAAACGGACUCUGAUGUGUAAAAUUGGUCGAGUUCUCCUUAGAUCAUGUAUCGGUCUUUAUUUUUAUAAAGUGCAAAAAAAAUGACUGCCUCCAGGGGUCGCUAGUGGGACUUUUGUCUCACAGUUGACAGUUUUCCAACCCAUGAGACACUGUAUGUAGCUGUGUGCUCACUGUCAUGUUGUUUUAGGACACUUCUUCCUCUCAAGUCUAUUUGUUCCCAUUACUACUUCCUUAGGUUUUUAUGUACAUGACUUUUGUACCUUGUUGACUUUAUAUGAAAGAACCUGACUCUCAUGUCUCAUGUCUUCUGACACUGUGCAGGAAAAUAAAUCCUCAGCCUGACAUAGCUGCUCCCAUCACCCCGAUUUAUCCAACAGUGGCUUUGAUCUGAGUUUUAGUUAUACAUGCCAUCAAAUGAGAUCUCAUACUGUUCCUGCUAAUAUCCAUGUUUGCAAUAAAGAAAGAGUAGGUACAGGA